GGUAAUCUGGCUUAGAAUAAAUAGAAAAGUUUGAGCUGUCGGUCGACAUUUACUGAUGUUAGAGUAUCGAACCCGGUCAUAACCAUGGCGGGCAAGCGUCAUGCAGCAGGAUUGAUUACAUUCUUCUUAACCACGUGUUCAUUCGCCGUCAUUGAAGUGACCGGAUUCGUGGAGGAGAUCCCGAUGCCAAGAGAAUUGGAGGAAUGUUACAAAUUCCGAACCCAGAACAUCAGCAUAAUGGAUUUACCGUCUGAGGACAUUAACAUGUUUUGUAUCAACCAAUUUCUCUACUCCACAACAUAUCUUCGUCCUCAGCGCACGAUAGCCAAUGAAUCUAUACUUUACGCGCAGGAACUUAUGCGACAGGUACUCGGAGAAUAUCACGAGUACCAAAGUGUAAGUAGACGCUACAAACGACAGGUACAGGGCCUUCCUUUAAUAGGAGUACCACAGGGAAUAGGACAAGGUUCAGUAGCUAUACCAGGGUCGGUACUUUUGCCAACAUUAGGACUCGAACAGGGAAUAGGACGGAUACCAGGAUUAGGACGCGGACAAGGAAUAGGACGGAUACCAGGAGUAGGAAGCGGACCAGGCGUUCGUCCAAGAGGUCGACGAUUGAUACGGCGUGAAGUUCGAACACUUAGUCGGAGAGAAUGGGUCGAUUUUGUGAACAGAAUCAAUCAACUGAAGAGAACACCGGUGGGACCAACAAACCAGUAUGACGCGCUAGCAGACAUCCACAGAAUGGUUGUUACUCAAGCUCACAAUGGCCCAAACUUCCUCGGAUGGCACAGCGUGUACCUAUCUCUGCUUGAGCAAGCUAUUGGAAUGGCAGUUCCAUAUUGGGAUAGUCGCAUUGACUUUUACAUGCGUAAUCCUGUAGAAUCCAUAUUAUGGACAGAUGCAUUCUUCGGGCCGGGUUAUGGUGAAAUAAGGUCAGGACCUUUUGCGAAUUGGGUAACGCCAACGGGCACCCCUCUUAUCCGUAACAUAGGAAGCACCGGUUCGUUGAUUUCAGAAGCGAUGGUCAGAAACGUCUUGUCCCAAGUUGAUAUAAAUGCUGUUACCGAACCCAGUGCAGGGCCCUUCACAAUUGAACGUAUUCACAAUGGGCCUCAUGUUUGGGUUGAUGGUCAGUUUUCCGCCCCGCUGACAGCCUCUUAUGAUCCGAUUUUUUUUCUUCAUCACUCAUUCAGCGAUUAUGUAUGGCGUCUAUUUCGACGGAGACAGAGGGCAGCGGGAAUAAACCCCGCUUUGGCAUACCCAAGAUCACUAGACCCAAAUCAGGCUCCAGGAGCCCGGAUGGUUCCAUUUAAUUACCGUUGUAUUGAUGGCUACUCAGAAUAUUUCGAGAGAAGAGUCAUCUACGCUCCACCGCCUAGAUGUCCUUACUGUGGCACACAUGCAGUAUGUAGAGGGGGAAGAUGCGUAUCAAGAAGAGGAGCAAGGCCAAGAAUACCAAGGCGACCGGGUUUGUUGGGAUCAUUGUUCAGUUCCCCAACUUCCCCAACUUCCAACUCAGCUGCUUCUUCUUUUGGCCCGAAAUUCCAAUCUGAUUUCCAGGAUCCCAGAAAUAACCGUGCAAAAAGGCAUGCAAUAUCAGCUCUCAAUGAACAGGUUCUUAAUAAUGAUACAACUCUGAUUAAUAGACCGUAUCAGAAUACAUUUGAAUUAAAUGGAGUAAGUAACAUUGAUCUUUGGGCGUUUGUGCCAGUAAAGAUAAUCUUCGAGAGACCUCCGCAAUUGCAUUUCGAUUCAUAUCCUAUCAAGAACGGUAGUGUUUCAAGAGCGUAUGACAUGUUCACACCAUCAAAAGUUGAAAAUGUAAAUGAAAACAACAAGCGUCAGGCAACAUAUAGGGAUUGUCACAUUUCCGGUUCCGGUGCUGCAAAGGUUUAUGUCCAGACAGACGGUAUCGACUAUUCUGGAAGGUACAAAGAUUACGCUAUAGUGGAUGAGCGACAGGCGAUAUCUUCCACCAUGACAUAUAUAGGAGUCAAGAGUCCAAAAGAUGGAGCUGCUCAGUUUUACAUGAGCGCGUAUGACACUUGUGGCCGUGUGUGUCGCCCACAGUGCCUAAGUGAUAAAGGUUACAAACCAUGCUCUGGCGCUUUCAGGGUGACGUCAUCAUUUCCUAAGAUGUAUGGCCUGUCUUAUGAAGAUGCUAUCAAAAGAAAUUGGAAGAAAGAUGGAAGAUUAACAACAGAACCAAACAAAGCUGAAAUUCCCGUCAUAUUUCUUUGUGAUGUUCAACCAACUUGGCCAUGGAGUUAAUGACUUUUCAACCAACUUGGCCAUGGAGUUAAUAACUUGCAUUGCUCAUAUCCAGUGUAUGUGGUAUUUAUUUCAAUUACGAAUUUUUGAUUUUACAUUUUUUUGUUAGUCAUCUGUUUUAAUCUGUUAUGAAAUAUAGCAAAUACUGGUGAAAUGCA
Molecule: messenger RNA, 2432 nt
Organism: Mizuhopecten yessoensis (Yesso scallop)
Lineage: Eukaryota; Metazoa; Mollusca; Bivalvia; Pectinida; Pectinidae
Exons: 5
Coding region: 85-2274 (729 amino acids)
Molecular function (GO): oxidoreductase activity
Source: RefSeq, a predicted model, not a curated record